UUCAAGGAGCAGGAGAUAGAUGAUGAUGAUGAUGAUGAUAUCUCUGAGAUCCUGAAAACCUCUCCGAUGUCAAUGAGGGACCGUCUGGAGAUGAAGGCCAAUGAGCUGGUGGAGGAAUUUAAGCAGCAACUGGAAGUGGGUGAGGAACCGAGAGAGAGUGAGGUCACGGUGUUGGAUAAUCUCCUGAAGAAAGACACUGAGAACUUCUGCAAGGCUUAUACGACAAACUAUAACUGGGCCAUUGGCAAGCUGAGGCAAACGUUGCUGAAGGGGUUUGAAUGUUUCAUCAAGGAGCAGGAGAUAGAUGACGACAAUUUCAAUGAGAUCCUGAAAACCUCUCCGAUGUCAAUGAGGGACCGUCUGGAGACAAAGGCCAAUGAGCUGGUGGAGGAAUUUAAGCAGCAACUGGAAGUGGGUGAGGAACCGAGAGAGGGUGAGGUCACGGAGUUGGAUAAUCUCCUGAAGAAAGAGACUGAGAACUUCUGCAAGGCUUAUACCACAAACUAUAACUGGGCCAUUGGCAUCCUGAGGCAAACGUUGUUGAAGGGGUUUGAAUGUUUCAUCAAGGAGCAGGAGGUAGGUGAUGAUGAUAUCUCUGUGAUCCUGAAAACCUCUCUGAUGUCAAUGAGGAACCGUCUGGAGACAAAGGCCAAUGAGCUGAAGGGUGAAUUUAAGCAGCAACUGGAAGUGGGUGAGGAACAGAGAGAGAGUGAGGUCACGGAGUUGGAUAAUCUCCUGAAGAAAGACACUGAGAACUUCUGCAAGGCUUAUACCACAAAAUAUAACUGGGCCAUUGGCAACCUGAGGCAAAUGUUGCUGAAGGGGUUUGAAUGUUUCAUCAAGGAGCAGGAGAUAGAUGAUGAUGAUGAUGAUGAUGAUGAUAUCUCUGAGAUCCUGAAAACCUCUCCGAUGUCAAUGAGGGACCGUCUGGAGACGAAGGCCAAUGAGCUGGUGGAGGAAUUUAAGCAGCAACUGGAAGUGAAUGACCUGGAGUUGAAUAAAUCCCUGAAGAAAGAGACUGAGAAGUUCUGCAAGGCUUACACGAAACAGUUUAACAGGGCGAUUGGCAAACUGAUGGAGCAGAUGCUGAAGCAGUUUGAACAUUUCACCAAACAGCAGCAUCGGGGUAAUGAGGAUAUCAUGGUGAGACUGAAGACCACUCCAGCAUCGAUGAGGAAGUGUCUGGAUAAAAAGGCCUGUGAGCUGAUCAGGGAUUUCCAGUCACAUCUGUUGCUGAGUGAGGGGGAGAGUGAGAAGGAGGUCACUGAAUUGAAGGAACAUCUGAAUGAGAUGAUUGAGAACUUCUGCAUAUCACACGGGAAUACAUUCACCUCAGCAAUCGAGAAACUGAGGCAGGAGAAACUGAAAGAGUUUGAAAGUUUCAUCAAUCAACAGCAGCAGGAUAACAAGGAUAUACUGAAGAACACUCCAGCAUCGAUGAGGAAGUGUCUGGAUAAAAAGGCCUGUGAGCUGAUCAGGGAUUUCCAGUCACAUCUGUUGCAGAGUGAGGGGGAGAGUGAGAAGGAGGUCACUGAAUUGAAGGAACAUCUGACUGACAAGAUUGAGAAAUUCUACAGAUUGUACCGGAAUACAUUCGCCUCAGCAAUCGAGAAACUGAGGCAGGAGAAACUGAAAGAGUUUGAAAGUUUCAUCAAUCAACAAGAGAUAGAUUAUGAUGAGAUGAAAAAGGGUAUUCGAAGCACAUUUGGACUGGUCCCAGAAGCAAACAGACAGAUGUUUCAGAAUAGAACGAGACAGCCUGAACAGGCUAACAUCACCAAUUUUACCUGUGUCCCAUACUUCCUUACUUUCUGA
Chiloscyllium plagiosum (whitespotted bambooshark) is the source of this 1815-nucleotide messenger RNA. NCBI's taxonomy places the organism in Eukaryota, Metazoa, Chordata, Chondrichthyes, Orectolobiformes, Hemiscylliidae. The record is from RefSeq and is a predicted model, not a curated record.